Messenger RNA from Ichthyophthirius multifiliis, 1803 nucleotides. RefSeq names its product protein kinase domain protein. Gene Ontology annotation, molecular function: MAP kinase activity; ATP binding. The transcript is spliced from 2 exons. Gene Ontology annotation, biological process: intracellular signal transduction; protein phosphorylation. NCBI's taxonomy places the organism in Eukaryota, Ciliophora, Oligohymenophorea, Hymenostomatida. Gene Ontology annotation, cellular component: nucleus; cytoplasm. The record is from RefSeq and is a predicted model, not a curated record.
AUGAGUGAAGAAAUAGAACCUCAUAUCUUACGUAAGUUCGAAAUAAUAUAAAAAUUAGGUAAAGGAGCUUACGGUAUAGUAUGGAAAGCUAUAGAUCGUAAACUAAAAUAAGUUGUUGCCUUAAAAAAGGUAUUUGACGCAUUUCAUAAUCCAACAGAUGCCUAGCGCACAUUUCGUGAAGUUAUGUUUUUAUAAGAAUUAAACGGUCACGAUAAUAUAAUAAAAUUAUUAAAUAUAAUAAAAGCGGAAAAUAACAAAGAUUUAUAUUUAGUAUUCGAUUAUAUGGAAACAGAUCUUCAUGCCGUAAUUCGUGCCGACAUAUUAGAACCUGUUCAUAAGAAGUAUAUAAUGUACCAAAUAUUAAAAGCAUUAAAAUACAUACAUUCAGGAGAACUAAUACAUAGAGAUUUAAAGCCUUCAAAUAUAUUAUUAAAUAGCGAAUGUCAUGUAAAAGUGGCUGAUUUUGGACUUGCGCGUUCUGUGGCAACAAAAGAAGAAGAUGCACCGCCCGUUUUAACUGAAUAUGUGGCUACAAGAUGGUAUAGGGCGCCUGAAAUAUUAUUAGGGAGUACCAAAUAUACAAAAUCAGUUGAUAUGUGGUCUGUUGGAUGUAUUUUAGGGGAACUGAUUAUAGGAAAAAGUAUAUUUCCAGGUGUAUCUACAUUAAAUUAAAUUGAAAGAGUUUUAGAAUUAACAGGAAAGCCAUCAUAAUAAGAUAUAGAAAGUAUAGAAAGUCCACUAGCAUAAAAUAUCAUAAAUUCCAUAAAUAUAUAAAAAAAAAAAAAUUUUAAUAUUUUUUUUUCUGGAGCAUGUGAAGAUUCGCUUGAUUUACUAAAAAAAUUACUCACUUUUAAUCCUAAAUUAAGAUUUACAGCAGAAUAGGCACUUGAACAUAAAUAUGUAAACGAAUUUCAUAAUAUUUAAGAAGAACAUGUAUGUAAUAAACCAAUUGAAAUUCCUUUGAAUGAUCAUGAAAAAUUUUCAAUAAAAAAAUAUAGAGAAGCACUUUAUGCAGAUAUUAGUGAAAGAAAAAAAUAAUAAAGAAAAAAAUGGUAAGCUAAAUAUUUAGAAUAAUUAGGACUUUCAGUUCCUGAAUAAUAAUAAGAUAAAAUAAAUUAAGAAAAUAAUAAUUAAAUUAUCAAAGUUAAAAAAUAAGAAGAAAAUAUCUAGUAAUAAUAAACUUAAUAAAUUACAUAAUAAUAAAAAACGAUAUAAACAUAAUAAUAAUAAUAAUAAUAAUAAUAAUAAAAAUAAUAAUAAUAAUAAUAAUAAUAAUUAUAAUAGUAAUCAUAAUAAUUAUAAUAGUAAUCAUAAUAAUUAACUCAAUAAUUCACUUAUUAUUAAUACGCAUAAAAAGCUUCAUUAUAAUAAUAAAAAGCGUAAUAAGAUAUAAAUAUUAAUGAUUUAUCGAAAAAUUAAUCUAAUAAAGAUUAAAAUUAAUUUGGGCCUUAAAAAUAGUAAUAUAAUAAUUACGUUCCACCUAAAAAUAACUUUUCAAAUAAUAAUAAUAAUAAUUAGUAAGCUGUGCCCAAUUUUAUUGAAUAAUAUAAUAAUGUUAAUUAAUAACUUAAAAAUAAAACUUUAACAAAUUUCAGUAAUAAAAAUAAUAGCAAUUUUUAAUAUAAUAAUAAUAAUGCUCAAGCAAAAAAUUCUAUUAUAGUAAAUAAUAACAGCCAUAACGGGUAAUUCUAAAAUAAUAAUAUUUAAUAAAGUAAAAUUACUUAAUAAUAUAGUUAAUAAUAUUCUUAAUAAUAAUAGAUAUAAAUUUAAUAAUAUUAAUAAUAAUAUAAAAAAAAAAAUUGA